This is a messenger RNA of Dentiscutata erythropus, 445 nucleotides long. The record is from the annotation of a GenBank genome assembly. Lineage: Eukaryota; Fungi; Glomeromycota; Glomeromycetes; Diversisporales; Gigasporaceae.
GUUAAAUCCAUAUAAUGAUGAUUCAUUUAAUCACUUUCAAGAUGAAUUAGUUAAUUUUUGGGAAUUUACUAGUGCUAUAAGAUUUGAAUUGGCUAAGGUUGCAAUUCGAAUACACAGGAUUUGUGUAAACUCAGUAUUUGUCGAAAGACUAUGGUCUAGUAUAGGCUAUUUAUAUACUAAUAGAAGAAACCGGCUUAAGCCAGAAAAAGUUCUCACAAUAGUACAAAUUAAAAGUGAUAUUACCUAUAAUCAAAAUAUUAAAGAUUUACAAAAUAAAGAAAAAAAAGUCUAUCAGCUUCAUAUAGCAACACCAAUUAUUCUGGAAAAAUCUGAUAACAGCAAUAAUAAUGAUAAUCAAGGAGUUAAUAAAGAAAGUAAAAGCUUAAAAAAAAACCCUAACAACUAUGAAAAUAAACCAAAUACUAAAGAAGAUGAAGAAUACUGA